This is a messenger RNA of Ceratitis capitata (Mediterranean fruit fly), 3344 nucleotides long. RefSeq names its product V-type proton ATPase subunit B (gene Vha55). The record is from RefSeq and is a predicted model, not a curated record. NCBI's taxonomy places the organism in Eukaryota, Metazoa, Arthropoda, Insecta, Diptera, Tephritidae. Gene Ontology annotation, cellular component: proton-transporting V-type ATPase, V1 domain. Gene Ontology annotation, molecular function: proton-transporting ATPase activity, rotational mechanism; ATP binding. The transcript is spliced from 5 exons. Bases 198 to 1676 code for a protein of 492 amino acids. Gene Ontology annotation, biological process: proton transmembrane transport; ATP metabolic process.
UUUUCUAUAUUUCAGUGUGAAUUUUUCUUCGUACUCCAUCGACGUCGUAACGCGCAGCUGAUUGUCCACUACCAGAAAAAAGUAUCUGGGUGCAGUAGUAGAGAAAAAUUCUUAUUGGAAAAUUAUUGAUUAAAGUUUGUUUGCUAACAAACGGUUUCGUGAGAUUCACAAUCGGAGCGCAAUAAAUCGUAGAAAAGAUGUCUAUAUCUGCUAAGCAAGCUAACAGGGAACACGUCCUGGCCGUUUCCCGUGAUUUCAUCUCUCAGCCACGUUUGACCUACAAGACCGUGUCUGGUGUCAACGGUCCCUUGGUCAUUUUGGAUGAAGUUAAAUUCCCAAAAUUCGCCGAAAUCGUGCAAUUGCGUUUGGCUGAUGGCACAAUCCGUUCCGGACAAGUGCUCGAAGUGAGCGGCUCAAAGGCUGUCGUUCAGGUGUUCGAAGGUACGUCGGGUAUUGAUGCGAAGAACACUGUGUGCGAGUUCACUGGUGAUAUUCUGCGUACACCCGUGUCAGAGGAUAUGUUGGGUCGUGUGUUCAACGGCUCCGGCAAGCCCAUCGACAAAGGUCCCCCAAUUUUGGCUGAAGAUUUCUUGGAUAUCCAAGGUCAACCCAUCAACCCAUGGUCUCGUAUCUAUCCCGAGGAAAUGAUCCAGACAGGUAUUUCCGCUAUUGAUGUAAUGAACUCCAUUGCGCGUGGUCAAAAGAUUCCCAUCUUCUCUGCUGCCGGUUUGCCACAUAACGAAAUUGCUGCUCAAAUCUGUCGUCAAGCUGGUUUGGUUAAGGUCCCUGGCAAAUCUGUUUUGGAUGAUCAUGAAGAUAACUUUGCCAUUGUAUUCGCUGCUAUGGGUGUAAACAUGGAAACUGCACGUUUCUUCAAACAAGAUUUCGAAGAAAACGGCUCUAUGGAGAACGUGUGUUUGUUCUUGAAUUUGGCCAACGAUCCAACCAUCGAACGUAUCAUUACACCACGUCUCGCCUUGACCGCAGCCGAAUUCUUGGCAUAUCAAUGCGAGAAGCACGUAUUGGUCAUCCUUACCGAUAUGUCCUCAUAUGCCGAAGCUUUGCGUGAGGUAUCAGCUGCACGUGAAGAAGUGCCCGGUCGUCGUGGUUUCCCCGGUUACAUGUACACUGAUUUGGCUACCAUCUAUGAGCGUGCUGGUCGUGUUGAGGGACGUAAUGGUUCCAUCACACAAAUUCCCAUUCUAACUAUGCCUAACGAUGAUAUUACCCAUCCAAUUCCUGAUUUGACUGGUUACAUUACAGAGGGUCAAAUAUACGUCGAUCGUCAAUUGCAUAACAGACAAAUCUAUCCACCAGUUAACGUAUUACCAUCAUUGUCACGUUUGAUGAAAUCUGCUAUUGGUGAGGGCAUGACACGUAAGGAUCACUCUGAUGUCUCCAACCAGCUGUACGCCUGUUACGCCAUCGGUAAGGACGUGCAAGCCAUGAAGGCUGUCGUGGGUGAAGAGGCUCUGACGCCCGAUGAUUUGCUGUACUUGGAGUUCUUGACUAAAUUCGAAAAGAACUUCAUCUCUCAGGGUAACUACGAAAACCGUACCGUCUUCGAGUCAUUGGACAUCGGCUGGCAAUUGUUGCGUAUCUUCCCCAAGGAGAUGUUGAAACGUAUCCCAGCUUCUAUUCUGGCUGAAUUCUAUCCCAGAGACUCGCGCCAUUAAAUUUGUUAACAAAACAUAUUGCUUUGCUUUUUGUUUUAUUGGUUUUACAUUUAAGCUGCAGUUUAUUUAAAGCGAUGCGCCAUCAACCUACAUACAUUCAACAUUUAUAGUUAAUAUAUAUAUAUAUAGAGAGAGAGAGAAAGCGCGUUGCAAAAUCGGUUAGUUCUUUCAAAUAUACAUACAAUUAAUGUCAGUUCAUCCAAACGAAAAUAAAGCAAGAAUUAAGUUUAAUUGUAAAAUGGGAACGAAAUAUACAAAUGUGUUAUACACAAUGCAAUAUGCUUUAAAUUGCAACUGAAAAUGCAACUGCAAGUGAAACUAAUAAACACCUGCAUAUAUUAAACGAGCGAAAAGAAGAAAAAAAUAGUUAGCAAAAUAUAAAACAAAAAGAAUUGAAAUAGCAAUGAGACGCGCUUGAAGGAUUCAUUCACACGUCCGCUAUGUGUGGCGUUACAAUAUUUUAUUAUAACUAAUUAAAUUAUACUAUAAAUGUGUUAGAGAAAUUUUAUGCACGUUAUUAAAGUAUUUGAAUUUGAAACAAAAAAAAACAAAAAGAAAAAACAAAAUAAAAUUCAGAAAACAAACGUCAUUGUAAAGCAUAAAGGGGAAAAACAAACUAAAUAACACACGUACACAGUAAUUAAUAAUGUAAAUAACUAAAUGUUUAGAAAACAAAUUAAAAACAACGCAACAAAAUCGUUUUUCUUUCGUGCUUCAUAUACGUUUUGUGUAAGAAUUUUGUAAAUUACAAUACAUACAUAUAUGUUUAUCAGAUGUUUGCGUCGAGUAUAUAAUUUUUAUUGUUUAAUUUUAUUGAAGAAACUUUUAAUUGAAAUUAAAGCCAACACAACAAUAUUCUAAAUAUCUAAUGCAAUGACCCACACUCACACUCCACACACACAACCAACAACACCACCAACACGACUAACAGUCGCAGUUUCUAAAUUAUAUAAUAUUUGUUUGUUUGUUUGUACGUUUUUGUCGCGCUUUUUGUUAGUUUUUAAGUUUGAAACCCCAGCUUGAAGAAUCAAGUUGCAAAAAUAGCAUGCACUCACACUUACACACAUACACAUAUAGCAUUCCAACUUAAAGUUAAUUUUAAUUAACAAUUAAAAAAAAAAUAAUAAUUGUUUUAUUCAUGCAUGUUUGUUGCUACAAGUAUUAACCGAAUCUGUCCCCGAAACCCUGUCUCACACGCACACGAACACCACAAGCACUUGGCGCAGUUUUCUUGACAAAUGCGUACAUCCGAGUUGCACCCACUCAGCCAGCUCAGUCGAUCUGUAAAUCGAUUUAAUAAACCCUGUAAGUGAGCCGUUGUACUUUUAAUUAAAUUUGUUUUCUUCGUUUUUUUUUCUCAUUCAUAUUUUACAUACAUAUUUGAAGCUUUCUAUACACACAAAAUAUACACUACAUCUACUUUUGUGUAAAAGUAAAAAAAAAAAAAAUUUUAUCACAAGUAAAAAAUACUUAAUAAUUAUAUUUGUUGUAACAUUUAAAGGUAAAAUUGCAGGAGCAAAAAUUUGUAGAAAAAAAACAACAACUAUUAAUUACAUAAAUUUAAAGAAAAAUAAAAGAUUUAUGUAUGUAUAAAAGAAAAAAUUAAAAAUUACGAAAAACUAUGUACUAUAUAUCAACUACAAGAAUAAAGUGAGAGACAAAAAUGUA